This is a messenger RNA of Capsicum annuum, 687 nucleotides long. RefSeq lists its product as uncharacterized. The record is from RefSeq and is a predicted model, not a curated record. The transcript is spliced from 2 exons. Gene Ontology annotation, molecular function: nucleic acid binding. Gene Ontology annotation, biological process: DNA integration. Bases 1 to 687 code for a protein of 228 amino acids. NCBI's taxonomy places the organism in Eukaryota, Viridiplantae, Streptophyta, Magnoliopsida, Solanales, Solanaceae.
AUGGAGCGAGAUUUCAUCAAUUUAGUUCGUAAAUGUCAUGAAUGUCAAGUACACGGGGACUCGAUAUGUUCCCCUCUAUCCGAGUUGCAUACAGUGACUGCUCCAUGGCCUUUUGUAUCUUGGGGAAUGGACGUAAUUGGACCAAUUAAACCAAAAGCUUUGAGUGGACAUAGGUUCAUUUUAGUAGCCAUUGAUUAUUUCACGAAGUGGGUGGAAGAAGCGACUUUCAAGUCAGUGACCAAGAAGGUGAUGGUUGAUUUUAUUCAUUCCAACAUCAUUUUUCAGUUCGGCAUUCCAAAGAUAAUUGUUAUGAAUAAUGCUGCAAAUCUCAAUAGCCAUCUGAUGCAAGAAGUGUGCCAGCAAUUUAAGAUUAUGCAUCGGAAUUCAAGUCCUUAUCGUCCAAAAGCGAAUAGAGCUGUAGAAGCUGCCAAUAAGAACUUAAAGAAAAUACUCCGUUAUCGCACUACGGUUCGAACUUCAAUUAGUACAACUCCUUACUUGUUAGUGUACGAAACUGAAGCAGUUAUACCUGCAGAUAUUGAAAUUCCAUCUCUUCGAGUAGUUAUAGAAGCUAAAAUUGGUGAUGACCAAUGGGCCAAGACUCGUUUGGAGCAAUUAGGCUUGAUUGAUGAAAAAAUAUUAACAUCAGUGUAUCAUGGACAACUAUACCAGAAGAGAAUGGCAUGA